GCUACCUUCUUGAAAAAAGAUAAAGAAGAUCCUGUUCCCAGUGCUGUGCAUUGCAUGCCGCCUCCAGGGCGGUGUGUGUGCACAUGCCCGUGGUGCUACUAAUUGGAUCCAAAUGUUUAUCUUCCACAAAAGGGUUCGAAAAGAAAAAAUGUCAAACAGGCCGAGGUGAGAUGCAUGAAAAAAAUAAGACUUUGUAUUGUUAGAAAAACUAGUACGUAAGAGACUGAUAAGUGAUAACUUAGACAGGGUUUAGGGUUCGACGUGUGCUCCCGUCUGGCGCGUGAAGUUAUUACAUUGGCCGGUAUAAGACUAUCGGUGGGUCUGCCAGCGUUGGGCUGAUUUCCCCGUCCCCCUUAAGCAUGUCGAUAAGCCCGGGGUUUGUAUGAUACGUGGGCGGGGUGCAGGUUCACCGUUAGCCGCCUCUACUAAAAUCUAGUAAGCGUGGUCAAGUCUAGCUCAUGAAAACACUCGACGGAGCUCUUACAACCCCGAGUCCGCCCCACUCCAUUGCUCCAUCCAUCCGAUACUAAUCCAAUUCAAUCAAUCCAAUUGGUUUAUAUAUUAUAUAUAAUGCGUUAGGUUACCCCAGGCGCAGGGGUGCUGUAGAGUUAGUCAUGCCAUAGAGUCAAGUUCAUGUUUCAUAGAAGGAAAACGAAGACGGAUAGUGUAACACUAACAAGAUCGGCCGAGGACGUGUGGAGAAGAACAAAAGUGGAACUAUAAGCGUAAGUGCGCAGAAGAGCCCCAAGCAGCGAAAGACUACCAACCAAGGCUAUUAUGAGACCGAGAUAGAGGACGGGGGAGGAGGAUAAUCGAAGGGGACUGCCUCGAAUAGAAUUACACUAUCAAGCGCGCAGAGGAUCUUCCCUGCGACACUGCGCCACCAGAUCUCGAUGGGUCGCCGACUCUUCACUGACCGCCGCCAAGGAGUUGCCACCUUUGGAGUGGCAUUCCUGUUGGGUCGUUUUUUGAUUUGCGUGCCUGAGUCCGUGCCGGCCAACCGACGGGCACGCACUACCAUGCCACAGGCGCGCAGGAGUGGCAUCGGUUACGGUGUGCAUGUUCGUGAGGUGGUGCCCAAGUCACAAGCCGCGCACAUCGCGCGGGUGCCCUGCUGCCAUAGAUACAAGGCGCCCAGCCACUGGGGCGCAGAGGCGCAGGGAGCGUUGCCCCCGGGGAAGGACGCGACGCGACUGAUGCCCCACCGAGCGGGCGGCACAGCCGCGCCGUCCCCCUGUUCCCUGCCGCCGCCCGCGACAAUGCGCCCGAAAGUCAUAGCGCUGCGGGGCAGCUCUAGCUGCUUGAAAAGAUUAACAGACCCG
Amoebophrya sp. A120 is the source of this 1322-nucleotide messenger RNA. Lineage: Eukaryota; Dinophyceae; Syndiniales; Amoebophryaceae. The record is from the annotation of a GenBank genome assembly.